CUUCGCAACUCGGCGCGGGUCUCCCUUCCACGCAUCCCCUGCCAUGCCACGCCACGCCCUGCUCUCCUCCGCGCACUCGCUAGCCGCCGCAUCCCUCUCCGCACGGACUGCUGCGCCACUCCGCCAAGCGCAGCGCGCUCUCCCCCGUGGGCGGAGGGCGUGGAGCGAGGCGCGGGGCGCCAAGCUGCUGCAUGGGGCGCGGGCGAGGCGGAUCCAGGGGCGUCGCCGCUGCGGGAGAUGGUGCAGUCAGGGCGGGCAGUGGGAGGGUGGGCGCGCGCGGUGUCCGCCACUCGCUCCGGUCUCUUCCGCUCGCCUGUCUCAGAGGGAGGGGAGAGCGCAUCAGCGCCCACGGGCUGCCGGCCCAGCGCUGUGGUAGCAAGCAGUGCGCAGCCUGUGGAGCGGGGUGGUAGCAGUACGCGCAGCCCCGCUCUGCUACAGCAUGCCCCGCUCGCACCACCGCCUCAAGGGUACCCCUUGGGGCCGCGCGUGGAUUUCCCCACCAAUGCUGAUGGCCACCCGUGGUCUUACUUUCCCUGCUCGGCAUGCACGCGCGCAACCUCCAGUCAGACCCGCACUGCACCGUGCUGGUGCAGAUCCCACCUCCCCUGGCUGGAGCCUGGAUCCUUAACCCAAACCUUCUUUGUUUGCCAGCUCAAGCGCCUGCCAUCGUUCCUGCCGGGCCCCUCAGUGGAGUCCUCCCCGGCAGCAGAGUCAACAGAGGAGGCAGCAGAGCCAGAGCCGAUAGCCGUGGCAG
Messenger RNA from Closterium sp. Naga37s-1, 754 nucleotides. The record is from the annotation of a GenBank genome assembly. Lineage: Eukaryota; Viridiplantae; Streptophyta; Zygnematophyceae; Desmidiales; Closteriaceae.